AUGGUGGUGGCUACGCGAGUGGUGGACGAGGCGGUGGCCGAGGUGCUGGUGGUGGAGGUUACGGAGGUGCUCAGCAUGGCGGUGGCGGCGGCGGGCUACGGCGGCGGAGGCUACGGCGGCGCGCAAGGCGGUGGCGGCGGCGGGUACGGUGGCGGAUACGCCAGUGGCGGAGGUGGAUACGGUGGCGGACACGGCGGUGGCGGGCACGGCGGUGGCGGACACGGCGGACCGAAUCGCGCCGGCCGGGCGCACGCGCUGGACUCGAUCAAUUCGUCUGGCGGCGGAUACGGCGGCGGAGCACCGCGCUCGCACGGCUCGCCCAGCUACCCGCCGCGGCUCAACCAGCCGCCGUCGUCGCACUCUGACCAGCGGACCCACUACCCACCGCGGAUGGCAAGCGAGCAGUACGAACGAGCCCGGGCGUCACCGGCGGCGCCGUCGCCAGCACGCGGUAGCGGUGGCGGUGGCGGCGGCGGGCAGGGUGGUGGCUAUGGCGGCGGCGGUGGUGGCGGUGGCGGCAGACAGAGCGGCGGCUACAGCGGAGGACCAGGUCCUGGGUACGGCGGCGGGUAUGCGUCGGCUGCGCCAGCGGCUCAGCCGGUGCACACACUGCCGGCGUCUGUAAGCUCGUCGUCGGCAAGCAAGCCGGUGCCGCGGCUGCGCGAUGCCGACUGGGACGUGCUGGGCAUCAAGCCGGAGCGUGCGGAGCACAAGCGGCCGCCGCCGCUCGCGCCGCACCUUAACCGGCGGUACGAGAAGCGGCGGCAGGCCAAGCCGACGUUUGAGCUGACGCAGGCCGAUCCGACGACCUCGUUUUUUGUGCCCGAGGGCGAGCGGCUCGACCACGCGCCGCUAACCAACAUCAACAAGGAGGACAAGGCCCGGCGCGCCAAGUUGCGCCAGUCGAAAAUCCAGUCGUUGCAGGCUUCGCGCAAGCAGUACAUCUCGUCGGUCUUUGGCGCAGACACCCAUGCCGACGCCCGCGAGGAGGCCCGGCUGCGCGGCAUCGCUCGCCAGCGCGCCCGCUACAUGGAGAGUCUUUCGCGGAAGCCGCGCUACGAAAAGGGCUGGGGAUAGACGCUGUGGCUGCCGGGUGAGUGUUAUGGCAGGCCUGCUCUGCUGGCAAGCGUAUGGCGACGGCAGCGAUGAAUGAACUACGCAUAUGGCUG
Thecamonas trahens ATCC 50062 is the source of this 1169-nucleotide messenger RNA. RefSeq lists its product as uncharacterized. NCBI's taxonomy places the organism in Eukaryota, Apusomonadida, Apusomonadidae. Bases 1 to 1077 code for a protein of 358 amino acids. The transcript is spliced from 2 exons. The record is from RefSeq and is a predicted model, not a curated record.